AUGUCGGCUAUGCGAGAUGGUGUGUUGGUGAAAGAGAAGGGUGAUGAUGUAGGCAAGAAUCUUUUGGGCAUUGCCAUCAGUGGGGGUGUCGAUUCAAUGGCACUCGCAGCGCUAUACGCACACUCUCGACUAGAAGACCCCAAGCUGCCUCUCCCCCAUGGCUUCAUUGUAGACCACAAAGUAAGACCGGAGAGUACAGAGGAAGCGAAAUGGGUGUCACAGCAACUACAUACGAAGCUUGGUAUACCAAUCACCAUUCUUCCCCUUACAUGGCCCGAUGCCUUCGAUCCCAACGACUCCAAGCGAUUCGAGACGGAGGCGCGUACCCUCCGCUACCAAGCGCUAGGUCUAGCAUGCAGAAGCAUGAACAUUACACGCCUCAUGCUCGCACAUCAUGCGGAUGACCAGGCCGAGACUGUCAUGAUGAGGCUGGCGAACAAUAGGCUGCGCUCCGGGCUUCAGGCAAUGCAGCGCAGAGAGUGGAUACCAGAGUGCGAGGGCCUACAUGGGGUGUACCACAGCGGAAAGCACCAGAAGCCAGAUCGCACCGGGCUUAUACCGUUCAAGGUCGAACAAGGGGGUGUGCAGAUUCUGCGGCCUCUGUUGACGUUUCAGAAGACGAGACUUAUUGCGACGUGCGAAGAGAAGGGUGUAGCUUGGGCAGAAGAUAAAACGAACCAGAUCAAGACGCUCACGUCGCGCAACGCUAUACGCCAUAUUUACCAGAACCACAAACUUCCGGAGGCUUUGAGUGUCAAGUCGCUGGUCAAUGUCUCGCAGCAUAUGCAAGAGCGCAUCAAGUGGCACAGAGAUCUCGCGGACAAACUCUUCGAUAAAUGCCCAAUCAAACUCGACAUACAGACAGGCUGUCUUAUCGUCCGAUUUCCCCCUUUCUCCGACCUCCUACCCUACCCGAUAAACACCAAAGCCGACAAGAUCAAAGCGAAGAACACGGCAUAUUGCCUGCUUGAGCGCGUGGCAGGACUAGUCACACCCGCCAUGAAAGCACCGCUUGGUGAACUCGCCGCAUCCGCCUAUCGCAUCUAUCCCGAACUCGAGGAGCUCGAAGAAAACGUGGUACCGGGUGAAGCGCUCCGAAAGAAGAACUUUUGCGUCUACAACGUGUGGUGGCGCUUCUGGGACAAGCCCUCGCCGUUUAACAAGCCCGAGCACCAAGAAGAAGGCAUCAACCCAGACCUGACCCACCCACGAGAAUGGCUGCUUACCCGGCAACCGCUUGAAACGCUGGAAAGAGCAAAUCCUGAAUUGAACAUCGUCUAUCCUCCCAAAAGAAAACUGGGUAAACCAUCGCAGAGAGAAAUGUGGCGACUCUUCGAUGGCCGCUACUGGAUCUCUUUGACCAAUCGACUUACGUACGACAACAUCGUGCUGCGUAUCUUUAGCAAGGAUGAUUACUUACCCACUGCCCAUGAGAUCAAGAACCGAAUGCUUGAACCUGCAGAAAAUAGUCCCUAUCGCUUCAUCACGGCUGCUUUCGAUCUGCUCAAACCAGCCGAUCUGCGCUUCACACUGCCCGCCGUAUUCCGGAUAGACCGCAAGACAGGCGAGCAAACAUUGUUGGGGUUCCCGACUCUCGACUUGCGGCCCCAUGGCUUUGGACCACCGGCAAGUGAGUGCGACUGGGAAGUUGCUUACAAGAAGGUUGAUUUCGGGUCCCGGUCUGCGUAUGAUAUCAUUAUGCCUGGGAAGUCAAGGAAGGAUAUCUAUGAUGAGGCGAUGAAGGGAAGACCGGCGGAAAAGAAACGCAUUAUCAAGUCAAAGGAGGUGUUGAGGAAGGAGCGGAAGAUGAGAAACGUCUUGAGGAACAGGCAGGAGCGUACAGAGGCGAGAAUCAAAGGUUCCACGGGAUAUGACCAUGCGGCACAUGUUGGUGGGAAAGAGAGCAAAAGACAAUGGAGCGCUGCUUUUCAGGACGUGGAAAGCAGUAUGCAAGCAGACGGAAGAAAGUGA
Molecule: messenger RNA, 1971 nt
Organism: Alternaria metachromatica
Lineage: Eukaryota; Fungi; Ascomycota; Dothideomycetes; Pleosporales; Pleosporaceae
Exons: 3
Coding region: 1-1971 (656 amino acids)
Biological process (GO): tRNA processing
Molecular function (GO): ligase activity, forming carbon-nitrogen bonds; ATP binding
Source: RefSeq, a predicted model, not a curated record